AUGGGACAGCUUACUGAUUCAGGAUGGAAUAAUGUGCAACAAAUCGGAAAAUGGUCGGGAGACAGUUGUCAUUUGCAAAUGAUUGUCCCUAAGGCUAAAGUACCGGAUGUUCUACAGCUGUACCAUAAUGGUUGUUCAGGGAGCCACCUGGGAGUUAAACGAACUCUACUGAAGAUCCGAGAACGGUUUUACUGGGUCAACUGCUGUAACGAUUUAAAGGAUUGGUGCCGCCAAUGUACAAGUUGUGCGGCUGUAAAGGGACCUCAAACUCGUAGUAGAGGCGCAUUGAAAUUGUACAAUGUUGGUGCACCAUGGGAGAGGAUAGCCAUUGACGUUGCGGGGCCAUUACCGGAAAGUGAAAAUUGUAACAAGUAUUUCAUGGUUGUGAUGGAUUACUUCACUAAGUGGCCAGGAGUCUUAGCCAUUCCAAAUCAAGAAGCUUCAACAGUUGCAGAUAAACUAUUUCAUGAAGUCUUCUGUCGUUUUGGAGUAUCUUUUGAGAUUCACAGCGAUAAGGAAAGGAAUUUUGAGUCUCAAAUAUUCCAGAAAACUUGCCGAGUUAUGGGUACUCAUAAAACAAGAACAACUUCUUUCCACCCACAAUCUGAUGGAAUGGUAGAACGAAUUAAUCAGACAUUGGAGAGGUACCUAGCAAAAGUUGUGUAA
Messenger RNA from Parnassius mnemosyne (clouded apollo), 666 nucleotides. NCBI's taxonomy places the organism in Eukaryota, Metazoa, Arthropoda, Insecta, Lepidoptera, Papilionidae. The record is from the annotation of a GenBank genome assembly.